Arabidopsis thaliana (thale cress) is the source of this 503-nucleotide messenger RNA. RefSeq names its product inactive ubiquitin carboxyl-terminal hydrolase-like protein. Bases 34 to 441 code for a protein of 135 amino acids. The record is from RefSeq and is marked reviewed. NCBI's taxonomy places the organism in Eukaryota, Viridiplantae, Streptophyta, Magnoliopsida, Brassicales, Brassicaceae. Gene Ontology annotation, molecular function: cysteine-type deubiquitinase activity. Gene Ontology annotation, biological process: protein deubiquitination. The transcript is spliced from 5 exons.
UUUACAUUUGAGAAUAUCAUUAAGGUCAUCAAGAUGAACUUAAAGAUGCCUUGUGAUAAGGAAGGAUGUGGGAAACAAAGCUAUGUUCACCGUAUGAUAACCAAACUUCCAUCUGUUUUCACAAUUGCACUUGAGUGGACAAAGAAUGAGACUGCAGGAGAAAUAUUCGAUACAGUUUCUGUUCUGGCGACUGAGAUUGAUGUUAAUGUGAUAUACCAAUGCGAAGGUGACAUUCGAUAUACCAAGUACCGUCUUGUCUCAAUGGUUUGCUUGCAUGGAAAUCGAUACAACUGUGUAGCUUAUGAAAACAAUAGAUGGGUCAGAUAUCUUCGUUCUGAGAUAGAGGUUAUUGGAGACUGGGAGAAUGUUGUCAGCAUUUGUUUAAAGAAUAUCCGUCCACAGAUUCUGUUUUUCGAAAACGUUAUGCAAAGGGAGCAAUAAAUAGAAAAGCUUUUUCAAUGGCAUAGGAAUCAGAUUGAUGUAUAGACAUAAAAGUGCUUGAG